Petromyzon marinus (sea lamprey) is the source of this 7415-nucleotide messenger RNA. RefSeq names its product elongator acetyltransferase complex subunit 1 (gene ELP1). Gene Ontology annotation, cellular component: cytosol; elongator holoenzyme complex. Gene Ontology annotation, biological process: tRNA wobble base 5-methoxycarbonylmethyl-2-thiouridinylation. NCBI's taxonomy places the organism in Eukaryota, Metazoa, Chordata, Hyperoartia, Petromyzontiformes, Petromyzontidae. The record is from RefSeq and is a predicted model, not a curated record. Gene Ontology annotation, molecular function: tRNA binding; protein binding.
UGUGUGGAAGAUGACGUCACCGCGCGCGCGACGUCUUCGUCGUCAUCAUCCGCGUGCGAGGCACCACGUGGAGCCGUAGUGGUGGUGGUGGUCGCCGCUGUUGUUGCUGUCAGAGACCGCAUCGCGUUCGAGGUACGGGAGGAGUCGCGCGUGGGGGUGGCGCUGAGACAAACAUUGACACCCCACAGCUUUUAACAGACUGUUGGGGCAAGCGCUGUUCGCGAGAAGAAGGCCGGCACGGUACACGAAGUGCGUGGGGGGUUGGUGGACACAACUACGACAACAACAACAGCGGCCCCAGUGGCAAUGUUUAUGCGCGGAUCACCGGCGCGCUCGUUUUGAGGCCGAGUCGGCCUAGGCGAAGGCGCCGGACCGGUUCGAGGGACGGGGUCUGCGCCGCGAUGAGGAACCUGCGGCUGGCGCUGAGCUCGCACGCGCGGCCCCACCGCGCGCUGGCGGCGGCGCACUGCGUGAGCGUCAACACGGACACGGCCGUCGUGUUCGUCGGUUCGGCGCGGGGUCUUGCCGGGCUCGACCCGCACAGCGGAGAGGUUGUCGUGGAUGUGUCGCUGGUGGACGAGGGGUACCUGGCGGGUGACGGGAGCGGCCGCGUGGUGGGGAUUCAGACGCUGCCCGACGCCGACGCGACUUGCGUCGCCACUUCGCAGGGCGACGUCUUGCUCUACAGCGUGACAAGGGCCCAGCUGGAGUGCGUGGGCAGCGUGGACAGCGGCCUCACGGCCAUGAGCUGGAGCCCUGACCAGGACGUGAUGGUGCUGACGACGGGUGCGGACACCAUCAUCGCCAUGACGCGCGACUUCGAUCCGCUCACCGAGGUGCCCAUGCACCAGGAUGAUUUCGGAGAAGCCAAGUUCGUGACGGUCGGCUGGGGGCAGAAGGAGACUCAGUUCCACGGCUCGGAGGGGAAGCAGGCGGCGCACAAGAAGCAGGAGGUUGUGGCGCCGGCGUUCACCUGGGACGAUGGCCGCCCGCGCGUCAGCUGGCGUGGCGACGGGCAGUUCUUCGCCGUGAGCUCCGUGUGCCUCCACACGGGAGCCAGGCGCGUGCGAGUGUGGAGCCGCGAGUGCGUGCUGCAGGCGACCAGCGAGAUACUCGCAGGCCUCGAGCCCGCCCUCGCCUGGAAGCCGUCGGGAAGCCUGAUCGCCAGCUCGCAGCGCAAGCCCGGCCGGCACGACGUGGUGUUCCUGGAGCGGAACGGCCUGGCGCACGGAGAGUUCACGCUGCCCUUCGGCCGCGACGACAUGCAGGUGAGGGAGCUGCUGUGGAACGCGGACUCCACCAUCCUGGCCGUGUGGCUCGAAGAGCUUGCCAAGGAGACAGAGACUCCCGCCGGAGAAAAACGUAGCUUCGUGCAGCUGUGGAUGGUGGGGAACUACCACUGGUACCUGAAGCAGAGCCUGCAGUUGGGUGGCGGCGACGGUGGCGGCGAGGGCGGCGAGCCCCUGGCGGCGUUGUGCUGGGACCCCGAGUGCCCCCAGCGGCUGCACUGCGUGAUGGCGGGCGGCGCCUACGUGGUGCGCGAGUGGUGGCCCGGCAGCGACGCGGGGCGCUGCCUGGACGAGGGCGCUGGCUCCAGCGUGGCCGUGAUCGACGGGGACCGCGUGCUGCUGACGCCGUUCCGCUUGAUGACGGUGCCGCCCCCCAUGGCCGCCUUCCACCUGCAGCUGCCGCUCGCGGCGGAGCGGGCCUCGUUCUGCCCAGAGAGCGGCCGCGCGGACGACGUGGCCGUGCUGCUGUGCGACCGGCGCCGCGUGCUCGUGUACGCCCACGGCGGCGGCGGCGGCGACGGCACAGCGCCAGACCCGACCGUGCGCCUCGGGCUGGCCUGCGGCAACGGCUUCAGGACUCGCGUGGGCCUGCCUUCGCUCGUCAGGACGUACAGGAUUCGGGAGGGCGAUCGUGCGGAAGGAGGAGAGACGGGGGGGUCGUCGCCGUCGAUGCGAGGAUUCCGCGAGUUCACGUGGCUCGGGCGGGAUCGCUUCCUGGCCGUGAGCCAGGGCUCCUCCCUGUGCUGCUCCGUCGUGAUGCUGCUCAGGGGCGCCCCGCGCGAGGAAGGCAGCGAGGAACCCGCCGAGGAGCCGCUCACAGCCGCCGGCUCGGCGCUGGAGCUGCACGGGCGGGUGCUGAGCGUGACGCUCGUCCCUGGCACCGACUCCGCUCUGCUGCAGCUCUCCAACGGGGAGCUCCUGCGCUGCUGCCUCGCCGUUGAGCCGCUGAGCGUGGAGGCGUGGACCGACGAGCGGGGCCGUCCCGUGUCGUUCCCGGCGCCCUGCGUGCACGUGGAGGUGUGCACCAUGGCGGGGCAGGAAGUUGCCCUGGGACUUACUGAGCGGGCAAGGCUGUUCGCCAACGACAUCGAGGUGGCGUCCAACUGCACGUCGUUCUGCGUCCACCCGGAGCUGCUGCUGUUCACCACGCGCCUCCACACGCUGCGCUGCGUGAGCCGCCUCGCUCCCGUCGCAGCCCUGGCCGGGCUACCCUCAGGAGGCGAUCUCCCGGGAGACGAGACGGUGCGGCGCGUGGAGCGGGGCUCGCGCAUCGUCGCCCUCGUCCCCUCCGACUGCAGGCUCGUGCUGCAGAUGCCGCGGGGGAAUCUGGAGACCAUUCAGCCCAGGGCUCUGCUUUUGUCGCAGGUGCGCAAGUGGCUGGACAGCCUGAAGUUCAAGGAAGCUUUCGAGUGCAUGAAAAAGCAGAGGAUAAACCUGAAUCUUCUCUACGAUCACAACCCCAAGGCGUUCAUGGACAACAUUGGGGAAUUUCUGACGCAAGCGCAGUCCGCCGGCAACGUCAACCUGUUCCUCACCGAGCUCAGGGACGAAGACGUCGCGCGGACCAUGUACCCUGUGCCAUACGGCUGGGCGCAACCGCCUGCCACCGCCGCCACCGCCGCCACCGAGCCCUUCGUCGCACGCAGCACAGGCAAAGUGAACGCGGUGUGCGACGGCCUGCGGGCAGCCAUGGAGGCCCUGGAUCCAGACAGGUUUUUUCUGUCCAUUCUAACUGCGCUGGUGAGAAGAAAGGAGCCUGAUGUGGAGACGGCUCUGAUGCGGGUCCGCGACGUGGCCGAGCGAGCAGCGGAGGGGGCGGGCGACGGAGGUGCGGAGGAGGCGGAGAGGAGGGCGCAGGAGGCGCUGGGCUACCUGCUGCUGCUCGUGGACGAGGGCGAGCUGUACGAGUGCGCGCUCGGUACCUACGACUUCCGCCUCGUGCUCAUGGUCGCUCAGCGCUCGCAGAAGGACCCCAAGGAAUACCUGCCCUUCCUGAACGAGCUGAAGAAGAUGGAGACGAACUACCAGCGCUACAGCAUCGACAACCACCUGAAGCGCUACGGCAAGGCCCUGGUGCAUCUGAGCCGAUGCGGGCCGGACCGCUUCCCCGAGCUGCUGAGCCUGGUGCGGAGCCGCGCGCUCUACAGGGAGGCGCUCCGUCUCUUCCCGUGCGGCGGCGAGGAGUACACGGCUCUGAGCGAGGCGUUUGGCCGUCACCUGCUGGAGGAGCGUCGCCAGGGUGCCGAGGCCGGCCUGGUGUUUGCUCGCGCCGCGCUGUGGCAGGCGGCGCUGCCCGCGUUCCGCGAUGCCGGCUGCUGGCGCCAGGCGCUGUGCGCCGCCACGCGCCUCGGCUACCCGGCACUGGAGCUGACGCGGCUCGCGCGCGACAUGGCCGAAAAAUUGGCCGCACAGAGAAAGCACGUGGAAGCUGCCUGUCUCCUGGAGCAGUAUGCAGAGGACCACGAAGAAGCUGUGGUGACGCUCACGGAGGGAGGAGCCUGGGAGGAGGCCAUGCGGCUGAUCCACAAACACAACCGACUGGAUCUGCUUGAGACCAACCUGAAGCCGGCGGUGAAGGAAGCGCACGGCCAGCAGGUGGCCGGCGUGAGGGCACAGGCGGCGCUGUUUGAACGCCACGUGGCGCGGCUCGCCGUAGUUCGGGCCGACAAGGAGCGGGCGCGACUCGACCUCCUGGCUGAUGGAGGAAACGACGAGGGAGCGGAGUGCGAUUUGUACUCGGACGCGAGCAGCGUUGCGAGCAGCGGAGUGCUCGGCUCCAAGUACUCGCAGAGCAACUCCCGCAUCUCCGGGCGGUCGUCCAAGAACCGCAGGAAGGCGGCGCGCAAGCGGCUCAGCCUGCGGGAGGGCAGCCCCAGCGAGGAGCCGGCCCUGCUGGACGCCAUCGGCGACAUCGCUCGCGCAGUCGACGCGAGGACAGCCGAGGUGGGGCCGCUGCUGAGGAUGCUGCUGCUCUUUGAUUGGGAGGCCGAGGGCCAGGAGCUCCAGGCCGAGCUGAGUUCCCUUCUGCUGCGGGUCGAAAGGGCCCUUCCUGAAGUGUGGCCUCCGACGGCCACGUCAGCCGCCCCGGUGUUUGGACCGGACUCAACUGUGAACAGCAUAGCAGCGUCUCUGAGUCAGCCCAAGGAAACGAGUUGGAGCCCUGGUCAGGAAGAUGAAUUUCUCACCGCUCCGCGGCUCAGCAAGAGCACCGAGUGGAAGCUGUGUUCGCUGGACCCGGCGAGCAUUUGACGUGGAGCGACACGUGGAGCGACACGUGGAGCAACAUGCGGAGCGACCCAGCCACCCAUAUCUGCAGUGGAAUCCUCAGUGGUGGUCGCACGAGCAGGAAGCGUGCUUUUUCUGUUUUGGAUUUUUCUCCCGAACGCUAUCCCGAUCGCACCGACGCGCCACGAGACACGGAGUAAUAUCGGAAACUCGCAGAGCAGUGGGCCACCAUCCACAGAAGCGGAUAUCACAGAGCUACAUCUGAGAUCCCCUAACGUGACUCACUCCUUAUUUAUGUAGUGCACUUUGCAUCAGUUAAAGGCCUCUCAGUUCUUUACACGCUGGUGAGUGCACCUUCCCACACUAAUCCUCAAAGCUGGAAUUUAUCCAAAUAUAAGUGUAAAUGUAAUCUUAUGGGUUGUUUACGCAGUCGUUUGCGGGCGGAUUUCCUGGAUUCGAACUUAGGCUCUCGGCAGUGGCCGGCUCGGCACUCCGAGCCAGCCAGCCGGCCGCCUUGUGGGGGAAUCGUUGUGCAGCGCGCCGUCGCUCAGCUGUGUCCAUCGUCGUGUGAAUCACAACGCGAGUGUUGGGAGUUCUGCGAAACGGUGAAGCUCUUGCGUAUGUACGUACGUAUAUGUUGAACUUCUUCUUUCGCCACCGUUCGUAGCCACCCGUGCUGAUCGGAGGUGGCGGGGGGGGGGAAGGACAACAAACUAAAGGACACAAAAAGCAGUUCUAAAGCAAUGAGUUUUCAAUCUAGAUUUAAAAGUGCAUAGCUCCGGUAGCUUCGUCAUAUCGGAAGGAAGAGCUUUCCAGACGGCCGCAGAAGCGCGUCUGAAAGCGCGCAAUGCGGUGACCACCAUCUUUAUUCUAUGGCGAGCCCAAAGCGGUUGUGAAACGUUUCACCCAGUCAGGUUCAUAUCGUUUCUCGUUUUUUUUGUUUUACCGUCUGUCCCGUUUGUACAGUUUCGUUCGCCCCAUUUGCCCGAAUGUCAUAUGCGCGUAUGAUUUGCAUGUAUGUUAUGAACGCAAAUGACUUAUUCUCACAUGCAUGAUUCGAUGCGUGCAUUGCGACCGAAAGAAUCGGUUUUGCUUGCGUGAAUCGAAGCGUCGUGACGUGCCUACUCGUAAUGUAUUUUAAAAGAGUUCGAUCGAUGUCUCCGGCCAAAUCGCUGGACUCUUUAGCAAGAUUUGAGCCCGGCGAGUUUGUGCAUGGGCAACCACCACAGGGCUUGCCAGGUGUUGUAGGCAUGCAGUUGUGAUAUUUGGCCAGAAGAUUGAACAUCACCCACUCAUGUUUUCGCUGGGUACUCCCGAAUGCUUCCCACAAACCAAACACUCUAAACUAAACUGAUUUAUUUUACCAAGUAAGGCCCACUGAUCGAAUCGGCUCUUUUUUGGAGGUGACCUGGCCACACGUGCUAGCUCAUAGAAGUGGCUUAUCAUCAUCAAACGUGGGAAUGUAUUGUAGCCAAAUCAUCUAAACGCAUGCUUCUAAGUGUAGAGGGCACAACCAGAAGACCCUUGAAAAAUCCAUGCGACCAUCACGGAGAGAGAGAGAGAGAUCAUGUGGACUCCAAAUAUUACAACAGGCAUCAUCAGGGUUGGGAUCAAACCCACGACCUCCUGCGUACCAGGUGAGGGACAUAACAUCUCGCCACUGGUGGCGCCCAAUGUAGCAGGACUCUCCUGAAUAUAAGUCUUGAGAGACUGUGAGGAUUUCCUGGGCUAAUACUUGGCAUUACUCUCCUUGAGAUACUGUACCUCAUGAAAUGCAUGAAAAUGCCCCAGCUUGGUAAAAUAUAAAAUCAAUGUACGUUGAAAAAGAGGGCUUAGUUCAUGAUCUGAACACAUUUUUACUGUGUGCACAAAAAAACACAUUGCAGCAACACCAUCAAACAUCACAAUUACAGAAAAUAUCGAUUACACAGUUCACUUUUUACCAAAAUUAAGUGCCGUUAGGGGUUGAGACCAGUGGUGUAGUGGUUAGCGCACUUCGCUGUAAACACGGCGAUCAAAGUUUGAUUGUGGGCCAGGGCUAACACCAGUUGGCGAGUGACGUCUGAACCGGCCCUGGGUCACCGUCUUCACCAGCACACACCGACACGAGCGUGGUGAAGCAUGGUCAAAUAACCCCGAUAUAGAACGGCGUUGGGGGGCCUUGUCCAGUGGUGGAUUGAUAAAGGGCUGAACGUACGCAUAUAUAAGUGCCCCGUCAUUUGUCCUAUUGAUCAGAAACCCAGUGACCGUUAUGUAUGUAAAACUUAAUUCGCGCCGUACGUAACAACACAUUGCAAAUGAAUGAUAACAGAUUGAGGUUAAGUUUUAAUGGCGUUCUAAAAGGGCUAUGAAGCUAAAUGUUGGCACAACCGUUGUUGAGUCUUUGCUUAAGACCGCAACGAAUGUGAAAGCCAACUUUUUGAAUUCUGCCCCCCCCCCCACAAACUCCUGUGGCUUGGAGGUGGAUGGGUUUCACCCCGGAGGGCAGGGCUAGCCUGAAGCUCGCUUGAUGUAUAUCUCGUGCUCAACAAUCGCAAAAACAUGUACAAUUCCCACAAAUCAUUGAUGAGUCGAGUAAUAUGUCUCUCGUGGCUUUUGACGCUGAAGCUGAUAGAAAGUCGGCAAGGUCCAAGUCCGCUAGAUUCCGAGUUAGCUGUUGCAUAUGCUGGAUUGAGCAAUGUGUAGUGUUUAACUCUUGAGUUAAGCUUAUUGCCAAGUGAUUUUAACCGUGGAAGAUGUUGGCAUUCACAUAGAGAGGCUGCAAUCUGUGUACCGUCUCGCUUUCAAUACUGUCUGCCACGGUUACAGGCUCCUUGAAGUUGCCAAUUUAGCUGUGUACGUGCAGUAUAGAGAAUGUAUCUGUCAUCCGUUCUUAUAAAUAAACACAAAUAUCAUUCCCGC